Messenger RNA from Musca domestica (house fly), 4596 nucleotides. RefSeq lists its product as uncharacterized. Lineage: Eukaryota; Metazoa; Arthropoda; Insecta; Diptera; Muscidae. The transcript has 6 exons. The coding region runs from base 255 to 4439 and encodes 1394 amino acids. Gene Ontology annotation, biological process: regulation of transcription by RNA polymerase II. Gene Ontology annotation, cellular component: nucleus. The record is from RefSeq and is a predicted model, not a curated record. Gene Ontology annotation, molecular function: RNA polymerase II transcription regulatory region sequence-specific DNA binding; DNA-binding transcription factor activity, RNA polymerase II-specific.
AAAAGAAUGUGUUUAGUCUGAUUGCGUUUUCCUCACGUCUUAUUCGUAAACAAGAGAGUACUCGACGUUAUGCCUUACACUAAUUCGUAAACAAGGGAUUUUGCUUUCUGUUUAUUUUUUAUUUCUUUUUUGCCUUCAUAUUCGUUUCGUUGGGGACGUCUUUCAUUUUGGUUUCUCUCAGUCAGUGUUUUCAUCAGUGUCCACCGUUCCAUGGUAGGGAGCAGCUCAAAUAAAUUGUCCAGAUUCUCGAAACUAUGAAUGAUGCUAAUUAUUCAAUGUACGACAGCUAUUUUUGUAUUUCGAACUACCAGCCGUCAUCCAUUGAUAGUUCCUUAGUUGACUAUGAUGCCCAAACAACAAGUCAUUAUUCCAACAACUGUGAAUUACUGUCCACAACACCAGCUGUAGAGCAGAGGCAUCAUGGAGGUCAAACCAAUAUUUUCCCCUAUCUUUCACACACGAGGGAUGAACCUAACAAAAUUGCAGAUACUGCCACGAAUUUAUGUGUGUCCAACACCUCGGCAGUGCCUGCAGGCCCGGCACCGACCACUUUUGUAAAUAUACCAUUUGUACAGAUCCACACCACAGAUGUCCAACCACAACGUACAAGUUACGGCAAUGUGUUUCGUAGAAAUAUAAGUCGCCAAGAAGAGAUUAAAUCAGAACCAAUUAAAUCAGAAGGUUCUGAUUCUUCUAAAGAAAGAACGAAUGCUACUCCAACUCCACCAAGGGCGCCUUCGGCAACGCAAAAAAAUCAAAACGCUGAGGAUAAUGCACAAAAUCAAAACGAACUUGUUGGAGAACGAGUCGAAAAUAUUAAUGAGCAGGAAAAUCAACACAAAGAAGAGGAUCAGUUAAUAAACCAAGCUUCAUGCCAAGUUUAUAAAUGCUCGCUAUGCCCCUUUAUAAGUUUAAGUGACAAUCAGAGAUACGAACAUGAAAAAUCUCGACAUGCCGAUAAACAAAAGGAAGCCCUCCGGCAAGAGUUGAAGUGUCCAGGAUGUACUAAUGUUUUCUAUAUACAAGAAUCACUUGAAACCCAUUUGCGACUGGAUCACAUCAUGCCAAAAGAUGAGGCACUUAAAUUAGCUCACUCCAUUGUUCAAGCUAACAGCAAAGACACUCAACAAUCAACGAAAGGAUUAUCCGGUGAUUCAAUACAAAGUGAACCGCAGAGAAAAAGUCGCAUUUAUUUGAAAAAUGUUGAAUGUCUAAGGGAACCAAAUCGUCAACCAAUUGAACAAACUGAAAAUCAAUUAUUUGGAAAUUGUAGCAACAAUAACAGCAGCAAUGCCAGUCUGCAUCAAAAUCAAAAGGCACCAAAACAAAAAAUUUCCAUAAAAAGCGUUGAUGUGUUGCGAGAGCCUGCAUUAUUGAGACGGGAUUAUGGCAUGGAUAAUACUAAUUAUAGUAUUUUUUCAGCAGAUAACACAGACAAUCAACAGCACGGAGAGACUGUAUCAAACGCAACAGAUCCUGCUUCUUUUAAUGACAACCAAAAUGACAUGAUCUCCAUGAGUAGGAACCAAAGCAAUGGAGACUGCGAUAAAACGAGAAAACCCAAAAUUUAUGUUAAAAGUGUUGAAAGUUUUAAUUUAAUGCCUCUGGAAUACAUUGAAAGUCAAUCGAAUAUAUUUAACAAUGCUACACAACCCUUUGACUCGAACUCCGCACACAUACCUUUUAUAUAUGAAACGAAUACCAAUAUACCAAUUUCAACAAGUAAUGUUAGUGGGUCCUACGGUCAUAAUGAUAUGACCAACAACGCCUAUCAAAUAGAUAUAAAUUCAUCAUCAAAUGAUAAUAACUACAUACUGGAUAAUAAUCCAUUAUAUCUAGUCAAUGUUGACAAUAUGGGAAUAAAUAAUUGUGGAGGCCAGGUAGAAAGUGUUACACUUAUAACUGACCCUACUCCUCCACCAGAUUCAUCUGCAGUAAAUUUGGAAGAACCUAUAAAUACAGCGAAUAACAACUUUCCUCCAGCACCCCCAGAACCCCAACGCGGAACAUUGCAUUUGCGUACUGUUGACGAAUUGAAUUUAAUGAAUGAAAACGAAUUCCAACAUCCAACCAACGCUGAUAUAAGUCAAAUGAGUAAAAAUUCAACAAACUCGGAGCAAAGGGGCACAUUGCAUUUACGAACAGUUGACGAACUAAACCUGAUGAACGAAAAUGAAGUACAACACCUAAUAGCUCCCAAUUUGGAUAAUAAUCACAGUACCGAAGGACUAGACAAUAACAUAAAUAUGAAUGAUGAUAAUCUAAUUGGUCAUGGUAUUUAUGACGAUUCUGAUGCUUUUAAGUUUCAAGAUUUGGACAGUCAAAUGGCCAAUGAAUGGCCCGAAACAUACGAUGAUUUGGCCGAGGACAUUAAUGGCAUAAUAACUGAGGCUACCAAUAAUCCGGUAACAAACAACAAUAACAAUAGAGAGGGGCAUGUUGUCUUGAAUUCGACGGGAGAUAAUCAAAAGACCUUUUCCAGCAGCAUGGAAGUGGAUAAUCCUCAAAUGUCUUUAAUUACAAUCAGAGACAUAGAAGAACUGACGGGAGGAACGAGUUAUAUUCAUGACAUGGUACACGAUACUAAUUAUGCAAAUGAUAAUACUUCAGAUGUAACUUCUUCUAUUGCCAAUAUUUCGGAGCAAAUAGAUAACUCUGUUGUUGCAAAAGGCAAUUGUGGCACAUCAGAAGAUGCAGAAAAUCUUAAACGUGAAUUGAGUAAUGCAACACCGGAGACAAAAGAUUCUACAACAUUAGGAAAUGAAUGCGAAUCCAAUAUACCCAUUAUACGUGUGGAAUUGCAUAAAGAAGUUCCUGUCACGACAGAGCCCCGUUCUCCUAUAUUGACAGCAUUAAGUGUAUGUGAAAUAAAUGCACGAAGUCCAAAAAUAUCAUCUACAUUAAACAAAAACUCCGAUUGCAAUAUAAUUUCCAGUAACGAACUAAACAGCAUAACUCAGAAUUCUAUCGUGGAUCGAGUACCUCAUUCUCCAAUACAUAUUCCUAACGAGAGUAGUGAUAACAAUUUUAUUAAAACAUCAACGUCCUCUGUAACUUCUAAGAACGUCAAUACAAUAACACCUCUCUUAGCAACGGUCACACACAUGUCAACAUCGCAAUCCUCAGCCACAACAUCAUCAAAUGACAUUCCAAUACCGCCUUUAGUGCCGGUUACAGAUUCAAUUAUGAUUAACAGGGAAAUUUCUUCAGAAUCUGAUUCAGCUGUGCCUAAGGACAAAUUUCCUCCCGCCCAAGAAACUCCUGCAGAAAAGGGUCGUAUAUAUGUUGCAAAUAAUUUAAUGGAACCACCCAAGAAACCUGUUAGCGUUCGCGGUAGACCAUUUGGAUCUAAUCGUACCAGAAUGGCCUUGGAAUCCACAUCAACAAAUGAUGUAUUUGUAAAAUGUAGCUUUAAAGGUUGUGCUUUUCGGUUUAAAAAGAACGAAACUUUGGAAUAUCACAUAAAAUGCCAUGACAUUGACCCAGCCAAUGUGAAUAGCAAUCAAGUAGCAAUUUGUCCAGAGUGUAAAUCGAUGGAAUUUAGUAAUUGGAAUACACUGCACACUCAUUUAUGGCGCGCCCAUCAAAUCGAUAUGGAAUUGUAUAAAUGCGAUUUGUGUGACUUUAAGACACCUAUAUUUUCGAGACUGGCCAAUACUCAUGCCAAAAUUCAUUCUGAUGAUCGAAACUACAAAUGUGAACAAUGUGGAAAGGCUUUCAAAAACUCGAAGCAAUUAAAAAAUCAUCGACGCUGGCAUAGAGUUCAAUUGAAUUCCAAUAAUACAUCGGCACCUCCCAAAGAACUACCACAACCAAACAUACAUCGAUGUCCUGAUUGUGGUUCGACAUUUUCACAUCAGAAAACAUUAAAGGAACAUUGUUGUAAGAAUAAUGCAUCAUCAAUAAUGAAAUGUGAUAUUUGUCAGAAGGUUAUGAGCACCAAAGCAUCGUUAAAAUUGCACUUGUUAACACACAAAGAAGAGAAACGAUUCAAAUGUCAACAGUGUAAUUAUGCCACAAAUGAUCAUAAUGCAUUUCGGCGCCAUCGGAUGGGGCAUGAAAACAAAAAAAUGUACGAUUGUCAAUUCUGUGAUUACAAAUCCGUUCAAAGCGUAACGUAUCAGAAACAUGUACGUCACAAACAUCCCGAUAAGGCUGAUACAGUUUUACACAAAUGUUCGCACUGUCCAUAUACAACAAUAAAUCGGUCACUGCUAAUUGUUCAUCAAGCUAAACAUCACAAGGAUACGAAUAAUGAAAUGUUGCAAACAACUGAUGGUCAAAAGAAUAAUUCAUCUGUUAAUACAGCAGUUGACAAACUAGUUGCAUCGAAUAUAGUUACGGAAAGAAUAAACUCGAUGGAGAAUACGACGCCAGUCAUUUCACCCGAUGUACAAAAAAGUAAAAUAAAGGUGAAAAGUAAUCUUUUUACAGUAUAAUAGUCUACAUAGAAACAUAGACAAAUUAAUUUUCUACCUUUGGGGCAGUGCAAUGAUUUAUUGAUUAAAUAAAGUAUUAAAUUUGUUUUUUUAAUUAUUUUUAUAGAAAAAACAAAAGAGAACAUGUUUGAUUUUUUGAAAAAUAUUCCAUAACAAU